AUGGCUUCACCCCUUAAAUCGUAUCUCGGCCGAUCGAUUGAUCUGUUACGACGAAACACGGCGAGAGUCGUGAAGAGUGAACCUACUCCUCAAGCUCAUCCUACAACUGUAUUCUCAUUUGAUUCCACAAAUCCACCGAUUGACGAAGUCAGUCAAUUCGGUCAUGGAUCAGAUUCAGAAGUAGGUGGAUUAUCCACAUGUAAUUUGUCCUUGAUCCCUUCUUCGUCGUCUUCUUCUUCUUCGACUAUCCCAACCUCAGGAAAGAUGGGAGAAGGUUCAUCGUCAAGAUCUGCAUCUGCGACAUCAUAUUCACAUAUGGCAUUUUACGGAUUUUUAUCAACGAGGGUACCACCUUCGCAAGCUGGUAAAAUCAGAACCGGAUAUGCUGGAUUCAGAAAUGUUUCAAAACCUACUUUAUUCGGUCAAGAUAUAUGGGAUUUAGAAUUAUACUCACAUCUAAAAGUCGUCGUUGGAUAUAGAGGUUGGGAAGGAUGGAGAAAUAGAUGGGUCGUCAAUAUUGGUAUUGAUGGUAGACCCAAGUCAGACGUAUUUCAACAUCGAUUGGAAAUUCCCUCAUCAUCAGAAUCAACUUCAUCUAGAUUACCUUUAGAUCCAUUAUCUUCAUUAUCUUCCUCAUCACCUAAACUUCAAUUCUCAACUAUACAUUUACCACUUUCAUCAUUUGUCUUGAUCAAAAAAGGUCAAAUAGCAAAUUCUCCUAUCCCUUUACCUAAAUCAUCUAUCCGUACAGUUGGUUUUGCUCUACUAGGUAGAGAUAGAGGUGAUGAUCCUGAAUUACCAUCUACCAGUUCUCAACAACAACAAGAAGGUUUAUUGAAAUCGUUUAAUUUAGGUGGAUGGGGUAAAACUUCAAUCGAAGAUGUCGAACAUGAUCCUGAGUUGAAAGCUCUUCUAGAAGAAGAUCAGAAAUUAUCAUCACCAUCAUCAUCAUCAGGAACGAAUAGACCAGCUGAACCUCCAAGAAAAUCAGUAGCUAGUAGACCUAGUUCAGGUGGAUAUCAUAGAGUCGGUGCUACUGAGGCUACUCCAGCUACUACAACAGCAGGUGAAGCGACCUCUGACACAGCGGGGGGUACCGCGCUAGAAGAGAGAGAAGGUUAUUAUGAACUUUGUGUCAAGAGUGUUGAAGCAGUUAAAUGGGAUCCCGAGAUGGAUGGUUCAGAAGGGGAUGUGCAGGCUUAG
Kwoniella shivajii is the source of this 1203-nucleotide messenger RNA. RefSeq lists its product as uncharacterized. Lineage: Eukaryota; Fungi; Basidiomycota; Tremellomycetes; Tremellales; Cryptococcaceae. Gene Ontology annotation, cellular component: mitochondrion. The transcript is spliced from 3 exons. Gene Ontology annotation, biological process: NADH dehydrogenase complex assembly; mitochondrial electron transport, NADH to ubiquinone. The record is from RefSeq and is a predicted model, not a curated record. Bases 1 to 1203 code for a protein of 400 amino acids.